Molecule: messenger RNA, 2166 nt
Organism: Armigeres subalbatus
Lineage: Eukaryota; Metazoa; Arthropoda; Insecta; Diptera; Culicidae
Product: tyramine/octopamine receptor-like
Exons: 2
Coding region: 14-1435 (473 amino acids)
Biological process (GO): adenylate cyclase-activating adrenergic receptor signaling pathway
Cellular component (GO): plasma membrane
Molecular function (GO): G protein-coupled receptor activity
Source: RefSeq, a predicted model, not a curated record
GGCGGGCGCGUGGAUGGUAAAUGUCGAAAAGAUUAAUAGAAUUAAGUGUCGCUCGAACAGCUCGCCAGAAACUCCAUGUCGUCCAUUUCAGCUAUUUUCAAUUGCUCGCCCUAAACCUAACGGCCACCAUCCGUUCGUUUCGCUGCUCGCUCAUUCAUCGGUUCGUGUUCGCCGUCAUGUCACCAAUUGUGCGCAAAGUGAUUUUCCAACGUUUCAUUUCGAACUUUUUCUCCUUUUUUUCCAGUUGAGCCAAGACAUCGGGUACGUGCUGUACUCGGCGCUCGGGUCGUUCUACAUCCCCAGCUGCAUCAUGGUGUUCGUCUACAUUAGGAUCUACUACGCGGCAAAAGCUCGAGCCCGGCGGGGGAUCCGGAAGAAGCCACUCAAACCGCCCAGCGAACAGGACACCAGCUUCACGCGCCCAGCGAAUCCGAUGCCAUCGCUUCCCAGUGCCUCAUCGAUGUCGGCCGUUGCGGUGGCCCCGGCAUCAUCCGUCAAUGGCAACGGCCAGUACGCCACGGCCAACAGCAACAACAACAACAACCUAAGCCCGGGUCAGCAGCACCAACAGCAGAUAGCAACGAUAGAGCCUCCGCCCAGGAGCCUGGGAGGAGGCCCCGGUGGUGGCAACGUGGGAGGUGCGACGCACAUGCCCAUCCCGACGGUGACGUGCGACUUCGCGUCCGACAUGUCCACAAGCGAGGCAGCCGACCACGACCAUGCGGCAGCCGUGAUGGAGAUGAAGGACACGCUCAAAGUGGGUAAGCCGGGGGUCGGGCUCACGUCACUGCCAUUGCUGAGAAGGAACAACGGAGCGGCGGCCAGCGGCAGCAGUUCGGGCGCGUUGAUUAGUCCGGGAUUAGCUAGGAAUAGAGCACUUUCGGUAGGGAUCGAAACGGAUAUGGUUAGCGAAUUUGACCCGUCGAGUUCAGAUUCCGGUGUGAUAAGUAGGUGCGCGGUAGUGAAACCGCUCAAAUUUAGGCUGUGUCAACCAAUUUUUGGAAAGCGACUGGGGAAGGGUCGCAAUAAGAACAAUAACGCGAGGGGAAACUGCGCGGGGGUAGGCCCGGCAGCCAUGGGAGGCCAGUCCAUAUCGAUAUCGGCCAAACAGGAUAGCGCUUGUAGUGAGAUGGAACCUGCACUGCCAAAGCCGAAGCCACGGGACCCGGAGAAGGAGAAGCGACGGAUAGCGCGGAAAAAGGAAAAGCGAGCGACGCUGAUUCUGGGGUUGAUUAUGGGAAGUUUUAUUGCCUGCUGGUUGCCAUUCUUUUUCCUUUAUAUACUGGUGCCAAUUUGUAAAGACUGCCACAUACCGGAUUUUGCUUUCUCUUUGGCCUUCUGGUUGGGUUACAUGAACUCGGCCCUGAACCCGGCCAUCUACACCAUCUUCAACAAGGACUUCCGGAGGGCCUUUCGACGGAUCCUGUUCAAGUGAUGUUUGGCGUACGUGUGCUGCUACCGUUGCGUUUCCCGGAGCAUCGAGAAAGCGACGGAACGUGCGGUCAGCGGCGCACAGCUGGGUGGGGGCUACCGUGGAGGCUAUCUGCGAUAACCCCCCUGCGUGGUGUGAUCCAUUACCCACAGAAACCCACCAGCGAAGCACGUCCCAGUGCGACGUUUCUUUGAAUUCAAGGCCUUUCUUUUUGCACUUACGAUGCACUGUAUGUCUGAGGAGUGGGAGGACGAUGCACCGAGACCAUCUGGCACACAUUCGAACACCAAUAAUAGGAAUUUAGAGCACGGGGAAGGGAAUAAACAAACGACCAUACCACACACCACAACAACACGUCACGCUCCGGCCUUUUUCCGGAGUUGCUGCACCCACAAACUACCUAAACUAUCCCUUUUCUAGGAGAGGGACUCAGCAUCCCACCCGCCCGGUAUCGUAGUGGAGGAGAAUGAGCUCUUUUUCGAUCGUUUUCUUUCCUCGCGUUACCCCUUUUUGGUAUGGUAUUGUACAAGAAAGCAACUAGUUAGGCACAAACGUCGAAACAAAACUCGCAACAAUUUUAUACGAAGCACCCGCAGUGUACUUUCCGGCGUUCCUCGUUGAAGGGUGUUGAAGAGCUUUUCCGCGCUACUCCGUCGUCGCGUCAGCGCUGGGCUUAGACUGGUUCGGAACACGAAAGGAAAACGGUCAAUCGAGAAGAAACGGCGAGAUUUGUU